Molecule: messenger RNA, 8118 nt
Organism: Fusarium falciforme
Lineage: Eukaryota; Fungi; Ascomycota; Sordariomycetes; Hypocreales; Nectriaceae
Exons: 3
Coding region: 1-8118 (2705 amino acids)
Molecular function (GO): glycosyltransferase activity
Source: RefSeq, a predicted model, not a curated record
AUGCCCCUGGCCAUGGCUGGUGGUGUCACUGGGGGUUCUGGAGACUCACGAUCAUCGAUGCAGUCCUUCAAGUCUGUGUCAGCCAAGAUGAGCCUUGCCCAUGUCCACAUGGAAGACUUUGGCAAUGAUGCCCUUGAGGAACCUCAUCUCUCCAUCACAGCUGGCUUCCUGGCACAGACCCAACUACAGCACAACCUGGCAGGUUUUGCGCUUCAAUGCACGACUGCCAGGAAGCCGGAGCAGAUUGAACGUCUCUUGACCAGUCUGCAAGCUCUUGAGGUGUCAGUGAUUCUUCUCUGCCACCAUGACUGUGAAGCCAUUGAUAAUGUCGAUUUCUCACUCGCCUCUGGAGUCAUGAUUGAGAAUGCAUGCAUCCUCCCCAAUGGCGAGCGUCGACAUUACUUCAAGGCCAGAAGACUCCGAGACAUCAUGGCACGAUGCAGCCAAGAGCGUGAGGAGAGGCCAGAGUUCUUUGCUGGCUUUCUUGACCGCUGGGAGACUCGUCCCAAGGCAUCUGUCAUCCGUCGAGCUGUCAAGAUUGCCGAGCACUUUGGCGCCGUCAUUGACCAUGGCCCUAUUGAGCCGUCAAUGGAUGUCAAGGCAUCGGCUCUUAGUAACCCGAUGAGAACUAUGAGCGCCUUUGAGUAUUUGCGACGGUCCGAAUUGAUCGAGUUGCAAAAAUGCUGGACAACUGAAUCGCGGAAAACGUGGGUUCCAGGUGUCUCGGAUACAGCCGACGUGGCAACUCUCCCCACUGACGCCCUUGACGCCAUCAUUCCAAGGGCUUCCGAGCUGUUGAGACAUGUCGAUGUGUCUCAAUCAGCCAAACGCCUCAGCCGCGAGACGUCUAUUUACACUCCCUCUCCGGAAUACCUCGAACUGGCCCCGAAAAGAGCCAGCUUUUGGGAAUCUGGAAACGGAGGCACCUCUUUGUCCCCCCUGGGAUGUUUCCCCCUCACCUCAGAGCCCACUACGGAGCAUUUCGACGCUGUAGUGGAGACGCAGGUUCAUCUCGGCGAGCUUGGCAUGCUGCAGGUGAUUGAGGGGAACGACGAGCAGCGCCUACUCGCGUCUCUUAGAUCCCUGCAACAAACCACCCACUGCCAAGGCUUGGUACAUGAUCUUAUCUCUGGGCUCGCGUCUCGGCAGAUUCGCGUCUUCAAGGGUCUCAAGACCGGGUUUCAGAUCCCUCGGGCUGAUGUUUCUUUCUGGGGUGUUUCCAAGGGUCGUGACUCUGCCACCGACCGCUGUGUUGACAUCUUUAUCAGCCUGAAGGCCCCUGAUGAUGCUGCUACCGUUCUCCAUACUUGGCUGGCCCACAAUGGUGUCCUCCGGGAGCAGAGAUUUGAGGAAGAGCUCAGACUUGAAGAGGCCAACAACACACUUGAUGGGUCUGGUCUUCCUAUCAGCAUCCGAGAGUCGAUCAAGCGUGCCACCUAUGGCGAGGCCCUCAGCCUCACGCAGAGACUUCGUGUGUCGAGGAUCAACCAUCCUAUCACCGAUGCAGCAAGCCAAUACUGCCGCUCUCUUCUCAUUGAGGAGACAUCCAAGGUCGCUUGGAGACAACUCUGUGCACGUGCUGCUCUCGACGACUCGUUGAGCAUGCGAGAUGUCUUGAAGCUGCGCCUCGAGCACUUCAUGCGCCAAGGUGCUGACAAGUUGCCUGCCCUGGACAAUCUUGUUCGCCUUUAUGAGAUCACCCAGAAGACUGUUGAUGAAGCACUGUUCUUCGGUGACAGAAAGGUUCUCAAGGCCCUGACCCAGACCCUGCUAUCAAGCUUCGACCCAUGGCAGUCAUGGAACAACUGUGACUACAUUGACGUCAAUGCUGAUCUCUUCGCCCUCAUAUUCUUCAAGAUCCUUCGCCGAUCAGCCUUUGAGGACGUCUAUCUCGAGACCACAGACCGAUGCCCUCUUUUCCUGUCUGAGCCUGACCAAGCCGCCGUGUUCUCUGAGCUUUGGAUUCUUGGCUCUCAAUGUCAGAUCUACUUCGACCUCCUGCCUCGAGAUAUCGGACAAGUCAUCUCCAAGAGGUAUCGCCUCCUCCUUCAGGAUGAUCCCCCGCCUGCCGACUACAGGAGGGGCAAGGAGAUCAUGACCAUGUAUCCAAGCUCUGAUGCUCGGCCAGCUGAAGAGAAGGAGGACAGGACCAACCCGGGCUCUCCUUCGCUUGAUCUCACGGCCCAUGAGAGGAUUCAGAGGUGGAAGAAGCAAUUCGCAGCCGCUGGUGCCCUCUCUAUUUUCUGUCUUCCGGCCAUUGUCGACGUCACGCUGCUCACCUUUGUCGGUCGUGGAUGCUUCAUGACGGCUUUCAUGGAGCCAGACCAUCUUGAAGUAGCAGGUUUUGCUCUCUUGGCUGCUAUGCUUCUGACCGCUGGUGUCACAGGAUGGGUUGGAAGCACUGGCAACUUCUAUCUCGCCCACUACGCCUACGACAACAUGAUCUACUUCCACGUGCAGAGGCUUUCGGGAGGCUUCGUCCUGACUCUUGCCGUGAGUAUCUGUGGUCUUAUCGCCUUCUCCCUCCAGAAGUCAGUUGGUGCUGGCUUUGUCUUUGUUGCGUAUCUGGUCAGCAUCACCACCUACUUCAACGUUCUCGGUAUCAUGAGCACAAUGCAUCUCCACGAGGCCCCGCUGUCUUCUGGGCGACUGGUUGUCUUACAAACGCUCCCUCUUCUCCUGAUCUCGCCUAUUCUCUCGGCCUUUGUCAACGGCAACGACCUUCAGAUUUACAUCCCGGUCAUGUACGCCUUUCUGUUCCUUGUUCUCUUCCGUUACCGCCGUCUCUGCCAAGAGUGGUCCAACUGGAUGGAGAAGAUUCCCAAGUUCACCGAGGCCGACAUCGUCGAGUGGUACUCAAUGAAGCUCAGCUCCGACAGCACAGACAGCGAUGCGGCCUCUAGCAAGAGCAGCACCGGAGCAGUUGCGCGGGAGGCAUUUGCAUCAGCUGUGACUGCUUACACUCGUCGUACCCGAGAUGCCAAGGCAUCUGGCAUCAUGUCGGAUGCCCUAGUUGUGCGUGUUGCCAACGGCAUGCCCUAUAUCAACUGGCUCCUCAAGAAGCUGUCCGUUGAGGGAUCCUCGCCGCCCGAGUUCACCACGGCUUGGUUCACGCAGCUCGGAGAGGCUAUCAACCAGCAACGUGUUUUGAGACGUGGCCUGAAGGAGCAGAGUGCCUUCACUCUCUUCCGCCUGGCUCGUCAUGAUGUUGGGCAGAAUCUGGGCCUGUUCCUUAUUGCCCUGAUGGAUCGCUGGCUGAUGUUGGUCAUGAGUGCGCGACAGCCAUACCCAAGCAUCUACACGGACAGCCGCGCCCGGUAUGGCAUCUGGCUGACCAUCGUCUACUUCUGCUCGGCUGCUAUUAUUCUUGACUCCACCCUCCAGAAGUACUGGAGCCACCGCUACGAGGUUUCUCAAGAGAAGCUGGCAGGCCUCGAGGAUGCCGAACGAGUUGAAGCACAAGCCGAGGCACGUCGUCGACAGAGCAUCAUCAAGGCUAUCAUUGAUGUCGCUGGAAAGCUCUUUGUCGUCUUUGGCUUCACUACCGUCAUGCUCUGGCUCUUAGUCGAGACCAAGGAAACCGUCAUCAUCUACUACAUGUACGUGUUUGGCUACACUGGAGCCAUCGCCUUCCAGUUCAACAGAUGCUUCACCACCAAUGUUGGCGCUCACAUCACUGUCAUCAUGUGUUCUGCUGCUAUCGGCUUCAUCGUUGGCUGUAUCUUGCACGCCUUGCCUAUGACUGCUGGGUUCUUGUAUACCGACAUCCUCUCCCAGAACGUUGCUGCUCUCCUUGCAGCGGUUGGAACAUCUUACUACUCCUGGAAGGAUCCUCGAGCCUCCAUGAAGCCAGUCCACGCCCCAUCCAAGGGCCAGGCCUUGUGGACUCAGCCAAAGAUCACUGCAGAAUGGCCGAUGGACUCUGACAUGACUUCGGCUGAUAUUCCAGAGGAGCUGGCCAGCGUCAAGGUCUGGUAUGACGAUGGAUCGGCGGCAGCUGAGAGGAUCACAGAGCUGUUGCGUCUCAGUGUUCGCGAUCCGAGCAUUCAUUCCGAAGCUGUCAAGUGGUCGGGUGGUCUCGUGCGCAAAGCUCAACAGCUGUGGCAUGCUCGAAAGAUCACCGUCAUGAUGUCUAGCAGUGAAGGCUUCUCUCGCGCUGGCCUUGGUGACCUCUCAUCCUUCAGCUAUAGGGACGGUGAUAUACUUCACAUCGGUUUUGGCGCCAUGGGAGAGAGCGAGCAAAAGAUAGCAACUUGGCACCCCAUGCUCGCUGUCAUGGUGUGCGAAUCGUUGGUGUAUCACCUCGCGCGCUCUGAGCUCAAGCUUCCUCAUGCUCAAGCUGUGCAGGCUGAACACUUCGUUCACGGCACUGAUGCCUUGUCCAAGCGUAUUCAGCUCGAGCUGGCUCCCCAAAACUCCCAGGCCUUGUUCCGCGUUGCUCUCAAGACCGAGAUGAAUGUGAUGAAGCAUCUCUGCUUGGGCAUUGACGUCAACUCCAAGUGGGAGAGCACACCACAGACUGUACGUGAGGUGAUCCUUGACCGUAUCUAUGGCGAGGAGGUUUCCAUCUCUGCCGAGUUUGCUUCUUGGCUUGCCGAGACACAGUUCGACAUGCAGAGCGUUGACUUUCAUCUCAACCUCACCCUUCAGAUCUACCGCCAGUGCAGGGAGAAUCUCGGUCGCGUGGUUCACUUUCAACCCCCCAAGUCACACGACUUGACCGUUUUCCCUGCUGAUCUGCAGGCCGCCAGCAUCCCGUCAUCUCAUGGCCAACAUUGGCUUUUCUCUGCUUUCCGCUACGUUGUCACAGCUUGCUCUUCGCUGGUUAAGUGGUUUGCCAUUCUGUCUGGCGCUGGGUCAAACAUCGAGCGAGAGCUUAGUUAUAGCCUUGCCCGUGUCCCUAUGCGAGGAGUUAUCAUCUGGUUUCUCCUGCUUCUGUGGAAGAUCUGUUGGAUCAUCAAGAACACCUGGGUCUAUUGGAUCAUCCUUCACGACAAGCCUGCCCUUCUCAACAUUGCUCGCCUUGCGAAGAAGGGUGAGAGGCGCAAGAUCAAACUGAACAGAGGCGCCAUCGUUGUUGAGCAGCCGAGAAAGACGGUUACUGGCUUCGUGUCGAAAGGCCAUGACGGUUCUAUGCUCCUGACUGUGCAUAACGGUAUCCUCAAGGAGCCUCUUAAAGAAGAGGAUGCCCUGUUUAUCGCCACGUACGAUCCGGAUCUUCGUCUGGAGACCCGCGUUGAGAAGGGAUCGUCGAGGACUGCAAUCUACCAGUACGCUGAGAAAACCUCCUCCCGCCAGCCUACCAGCAUCGAGACUACCUACAAGAGUGGCGUGUCAAGUACUGGCUUCUAUGACAAGUACGGCAGAAUCACCAAAGGAACCAUGUCGCUCGAUGGCAAGGAUAUUGCCUUCCAGUACCACUACCGGACCACGCCCAAGGGCAACGCCGACCUUCUCCGUGCCGACUACAAGCCCGCUGACUCCACUGCCGAAGACUGCUUGUCUGUCUUCUGGGGUAAGCCAGUCGACCCAGAUAGCUACGACUGGGUGCCAUCGCAACUCGUUCACUUGAUCAUUCAGAAGAUCGAUGGUCGAACGUAUGUCACCGAGUACGACUACCAACAUCGACGUGAUCCUACCAUCGUCUCGCAUCUCCGAGAGGCAGAUGGAAGCAAGACCGCCCUCUCUAAAAGACCGCAGCUCUUCCCCGAUGACAGCAAGCUUCUUGUUCGACCAGAGAACCUGUCGUUUGACUCGGAGGACCUUCUCAUCUACCACAACCGGCUCCAGGUUAGAGAGAUGCGACGCAAGGCAAACAACACACCCACUCUCGUGACAUACCUCAACCCGCUCUUCUGGCUAGCCCAAUGGAAUCGACGGCUUUACAAGCGCAUGCCAACCUGGCGUGUUCGAACUGAGCUCUGGAGCCUUUGGGUCAAGAGCACCACUCUUGACGCCUUCACAGCAUGCUGGGUCGACGAGCUUAUCCUUCGAGAAGAGCCCUUGCUUCAAGAUUACUGGCGUGCUAGGGACAGUGGACGACUGGAAGAGGCGCGCAGGGCUCUCGAUGACAAGAUUGAUCACAUUGUCUCAGCCAUCAACAUCGACGCGGACGUCUCCGAGGUCAGCCUGCUCGCUAUCAAGACAUCUGAUCUUUACGCCAUGGGCCUUGGAAACGAUGCCAACCCUGUCACGGCACAGCCUCAGAACUGCUACAAGGACACGGAGGAUCGUAUCUCGGUGAUCUUCAACGAUAUUGGCUGCUGGCCUGUGUCUCCUGGAGGUGUAUCCAACUGCCGACGUGAUCUAGUCAACGGACACACCACUAUCCGAAACCACGUUCUCGCGGAGUGUGCCAACGACUAUGGUAUCCCGCGCUUCCAGAUUGAGAAGAGUGUCCAGUCCUUGAAGUUGCUCCCUCUCUGGGGUCUUGAUGGCAACACUGCUAAUCACGGUCUUGUUGACAACCUCCUUCAAUCUCAGGUCGAUGAGAAGAUUGAAGCCACCGACAUGGAUGCAGAUGUUACGGGCAUCUUUGUGCCUCUCCUCACAGAGUUCGUCAAGGGUGCUCGAACGAAGCAGUACUCGCGGGCAGACCUCAUAAAGUACAGUAACGUGUACCUAUCCAUGGCCAAGUAUUACGAGACCAAGGACUACGGUCUCACGUGGAAGUCUCCUGUGGUCCAGCGAGCUUGGAUGAGGGCUUGGUUGAUACGCUAUGAUGACAGCAACAUCGCCGACGUCUCGGAAUGUUUCGAGAUGGAACGUCCCAGCAUGUCGGACUUUAGAGACGCCCUCGGUAUCUACAUGGCUUACCUCUUCAUCUACGCUGUUCAGAUUCCUGAGGACUGUCCUCGUGUCUUCCAGAGCACGCACCACGGCAUCAGCAGUCUCUUCGGUAUGAUUCUUCAGUGCCAUCGGGGGGUGACCUUUGGUAUCUGGGACCAUGCCAUUCUCUGGCGAGAGACAUGUCUCAACAUCAGCCCAGCACAGAGUGAGCUGCCACUUGCGGUGCAGUCUAUGCUUCUUGCUGGCAUUGGCAUGGCCGCUCGCCUCGCCUACUUCCACGCCGACGUCAUCAUGCCCUGCGCCUCCGUCUUCAACCCCAUGUGGGAGGUUGAGCUUGGCACAGACGGUGGCAACAUCGCUAGCAGAAACAUGUUUGAGCGCAAGGUUGACCCCAUCGUCAACGGAAUCAGCAACAUGGAUGCUUUCAAGCCUGUCGACAAGGUCCGCACCGACAAGCCCACAGUUGUCAUGCUGUCCAACGUGCAGUUUAUCAAGGGAGUCAAGAUCGCCAUCCAGGCUGCCGACAUCAUCAUCAACGAGAUGGGCUUUGAGGACUAUCAGCUCGUUGUAUACGGCGCCAAGGACAGACAACCAGCCUAUUGCCUCGAGAUGGAGAAGCUCAUCGUCGAGAGCGGCCUCGCAGGUAAGGUGGUGCUUGCCGGCUUUGGUAAUCCCAAGGUUGUUCUCCAGGACGCUUGGCUCUUCAUGAACUCGUCCAUCUCCGAGGGUCUCCCGCUUGCCAUCGGCGAGGCAGCCUUGGCUGGCGUUCCCAUCGUUGCUACCGAAGUAGGAGCCACUGCUCUAGUGCUCACAGACCCGCAAGAUCAGCAUCAGCAAUACGGUGAAGUCGUCCCACCCAACGACCCCAUGGCUCUCGCUCGUGCUCAACUCAGUAUACUGAGCAUGGUCGGACCUUGGGCCAAGUUCACUGCGGAUAAGGAGGCCGAGGCUCCAACACUGCCAGAUGAGAUCCUGCCGGAGCAUGUCGACUGGCUUACCAAGCGGUUCUAUGAGAAGGCCGAUGACCGCCGCAAGCUGGGUCUUCUGUCUCGCGAGGUUGUCCUUCACAGCUUCCACGGUAGCCGCUAUCUGCGAGAGCAUGAGCAGAUGUACUGGAUCCAGUGGCAUAUGUCCCAGAUGCGGGCCAACGGUGAUUUGAACGGCUCUCCUUUCAAGUUCGGAACUCCACGUCCACUACGGUUUAUAGAAGAGGUUCCCGACGAGAAGGUAACCGAGGAUAAUGAUUCCGAAAAGGAGAAGGCAAAGCCUCUGGUUCUGAGGAAACAGCAUCAGCCAGAGGACAAGUCUGAGGGAGGUAAUCAAGUAUAA